GCUAGCAAGCAACUAAUCUGUACCUCUGUUCAUACUCCUGUUAGUGUUCUUACCUGUAUCUUGUGUUUAACUCUUGUGGUGUAGUUUUUAAAGUUUUAACAUUUUAUUAUUUGAUUUACUUGAAUCAAGUCAUAAUGUGUGACGUAAAGCGUCAAUUAUCUCAAAUGAACGAGUUUGAUGAAGAACGUUUCAAGGGCAAGCCAUGGACCGAAAAACUCCUGGCAGACUCGAUAAGCUGCUCAAAAAAGGCGGUGUCGAACUGGUGCGAUAUCGUGUGCAAAAUCGGCGUAGCCGAUUUGGAGCUGGAGGAACACGUGAACAUUUUUCUCCACUAGAUUAAGAACUUUUAUGAGGACUUAAUUGCCGACAGGGAUACAAUCCAUGAAUCAUGCUUAGACCAAAUCAUGAAGUCAUUGCAAAAACUCGAGGAUUUGUGCCACGAUUUGCACCUCCAAUUAACAACGAGGGGAUCCCUCUGUGCCAGCUCCACCGCCACAUAAGCCAAAAAGUGGAGGAGUACGAAGCUUUGGCCCUAAUUAGGCACCGUGAGCUGUCGGAAUUGAGCCAGAAAGAGGUCAAGUUGUGUGUCAGUCUGGGGCGGGCACCCAGACCCAUCGAGGAGUCUCCGCUGCCCCUACCAAGCCAACUGGACGGCUUCCGGCCAUACGUCGAGGGCUUGGAGUUUGAAUCCCUCUCGCGCGAAGAAAUUUUCUUCCAAUUGAAAUCGAAAAUUGUGGAGAUCGUCACCGAGUUGGUUAUUUGCCCCAAGCUGGAGUUCGAAAAGGGCAUUUUAAACUUGACUAACAUUCAAGUGAUGAUUACGGAUGUCGAGAUGGCGAAAUUCUCUCCGGGUUAGUGACUUUUACUCCAAAGGUGGCAGAUGUGCUUCGCCAGCCUUCUUACUCGGAAAUUUCGCGCACUGGACAGGAGUUUCACACCUUUGGACAAACUAUACCGGACUAUAUCUAACAUCUAUACGAGGAUAAGAGAAAGGUUUGUAAAAACGCAAUUUCGAUUUUGUUUGAUUGAAUUUUAGGAGUUUAAGCAAAAAUUAAGUCCUAAGAAACAGCAAAAGGAGCAAUCAUCCACUUUGGGCAAACCCAUGAUGACUCCUAAGUUAUUGACCCCUCGUGAUGGCUCCAAACGCAAAGCCCCGGCCACUUCGAUGACAGAGUUUAGUACCCGCAUCGAGAUUUUGAGGUAAGUUUUUGCGGAGUUGUAGCGAUUUUGUUAAAUUUUGAGGGUUUAUGGAAGGAAAUUUCCGAGAAAGAAGGCUGGCGAAGCACCACAUUUACCACCUUUGGAGUAAAAGUCACCAACCCGGAGGUUGUUCCCGGAGUCCUACCCAGAACUCCGAGGCCGAAGAAUACAUCCAAAUUUUAUUGUGUUACUUGUUUGUAAAAAUUUGUGUAUUACUUUAUCUAUUAACGAAGUUUUAGUAUUUUAAGUUUGUUUGUAAAGAUUUUGUAAUAUUUUAAGUAUGUAAAUUUGUUUUUAAA
Tribolium madens (black flour beetle) is the source of this 1499-nucleotide messenger RNA. RefSeq lists its product as uncharacterized. The transcript has 2 exons. The coding region runs from base 389 to 856 and encodes 155 amino acids. Lineage: Eukaryota; Metazoa; Arthropoda; Insecta; Coleoptera; Tenebrionidae. The record is from RefSeq and is a predicted model, not a curated record.